This is a messenger RNA of Hippocampus comes (tiger tail seahorse), 1624 nucleotides long. RefSeq names its product makorin, ring finger protein, 2 (gene mkrn2). The transcript has 10 exons. Gene Ontology annotation, molecular function: ubiquitin protein ligase activity; metal ion binding. The record is from RefSeq and is a predicted model, not a curated record. Bases 125 to 1372 code for a protein of 415 amino acids. Gene Ontology annotation, biological process: protein polyubiquitination. NCBI's taxonomy places the organism in Eukaryota, Metazoa, Chordata, Actinopteri, Syngnathiformes, Syngnathidae.
UCAUUGCUGGCCGGACGUGUUUGUGCCGAACGCCGCUGUCAGUCAAACGGGCACACAAGUGGGUGCUAGCUAGCUAGCGUAACGGAGCUAGCCUUAGCAAACAUUUGGAAGUUCCGCGGAGAAGAUGAGCACCAAACAGGUCACCUGCCGGUACUUCCUGCAUGGCGUGUGCCGGGAGGGCAGCCGCUGCAUGUUCUCUCACGACCCGUCCAGCAGCAAGCCUUCCACCAUCUGCAAGUUCUACCAGAGAGGAGUGUGCGCCUACGGAGAACGAUGCAGGUACGACCACAUCAAACUGUCCUACAGAGGAGGUGGCGGAGCUUCAGAGAAUAAGGUGGCUCCGGGAGGCGGAGCUUCAGUCAGACCUGAUGCCAGAAAGUCAAUGAGAGACACCCAAGUGGGGCAGCUUGAGAGCGUGUUUGGAGGUGCGGCAGUCAGCCUGGGUUCUGAGGUUCCCGCCGUGUCUCCUCACUCGUAUGUGGACGCCAUCAGGACGGGCCUGGAAGCCUCGGCGCCAGAACAAGCUGCUCCCCAGAUGGGCGGAGCCUAUCAGGACUUUUCCCAACUUUGCCCGUACGCCGCCGCCGGACGCUGCUUCUACGAGGAUCGCUGCCCAUAUCUCCAUGGCGACCAGUGUGAGGUGUGCCGGCUGCGUGUGCUGCACCCACAUGACGCCGAGCAGCGGCGGGCCCACGAAAAGAUGUGCUUGCUGGCCUUCGAGAGGGACAUGGAGAAAGCCUUUGCUGCGCAGCUGAGCCAAGACAAGGUGUGUUCCAUCUGCAUGGAGGUGGUGGUGCAGAAGGCCAUCCCCUCGGAGCGCCGCUUUGGGAUCUUGUCCUCAUGCCGUCACAUCUUCUGCCUGGGCUGCAUCCGACAGUGGAGAUGCAAGCGCAACUUCAGCAACAAGAUCAUCAAGUCAUGUCCGGAGUGCCGCGUGGUGUCCGAGUUUGUCAUCCCGUCAGUGUACUGGGUGGAGGAACAAGAGGAGAAGGACAACCUCAUUGAACUCUUCAAGUCUGGAGUGAGCAAGAAGGCGUGCAAGUACUUCGACCAGGGCCGUGGCUCGUGUCCCUUUGGAGGAAAGUGCUUGUACCUCCACGCCUUCCCGGACGGAAGCCGAGCGGAGCCGGAGAAGCCGCGCAAGCAGCUAAGCUCGGAGGGGAACAUCCGGUUUAUGAACAGCGUGCGCUUGUGGGACUUCAUCGAAGAGCGCGAGCAGAACCCCGGUGGGCGACCGCUGCCGUCACUGGAUGACGACAUGGCGGAGCUGAGGGAGCUCUUCAUGCAGAUGUCGGCACCCGGCCAGGAUGGGCCCGAGUCCGCCCCGGACCACCACCACCACCAGCAGCAGCCACAGCAGGAGCAGCAUUAGAAGACAAAACCGAGGAAAGACGACAGCGUUGUCAGCUAAACACACACACACAUACACACACACAGACACACACACGUGACUCCGGCAUGCAAGUGGUCAUCACUUCCUGCCUGCGGGCUGCCACGUGAAUACUUGAUCUAUUUAUAGACGCUAGAAAAGUUUGAGCAGCCUCCAAAUGAUCUGUGCUCUCUUUUAUUCUUGGUGUUUGUCCCCAGCCUAAUAAAAGAGUUCGUGUACCAACACAGCCCACAA